Messenger RNA from Letharia columbiana, 3927 nucleotides. RefSeq lists its product as uncharacterized. Gene Ontology annotation, molecular function: RNA binding; protein binding; histone H3K4 methyltransferase activity. Gene Ontology annotation, cellular component: Set1C/COMPASS complex. The transcript has 3 exons. Lineage: Eukaryota; Fungi; Ascomycota; Lecanoromycetes; Lecanorales; Parmeliaceae. The coding region runs from base 1 to 3927 and encodes 1308 amino acids. The record is from RefSeq and is a predicted model, not a curated record.
AUGUCGCGCUCGUCAAAGGGCUUUGCCGAUUUCUUCCCUACUGCUCCUUCAGUGCUCCAACAAAAACGUUCCAAAGCUUCUCAGGAUCGCAGAAGACACCAGUCCCCGUCCGUUGGCCUGUCUUGUUCCUCUAGCGCGCUUUCUGCACCUCCUGCUCCCUCUGACGGCGAGGGCGAAAUCGACACCCUUGCCCACGGAACACCAAAUGGCCAUUUCAACGCAAUGUCAAGCUCGCUGACGCAUGAGGAGAACGAAAUUGCGAACAGCGACAUCGCACAUGAAGUUGGCUCCACUAGCUCUACGAGCACUACAUCUUCUAUCUUCAGUGCAGUCAACAGAGAUGCCAACAUGGCGCAUCAAGAUGAACCACACAAAUCCACAAGCCUAACGCCCCUCACCAACACGGACUCCUCUCCUCGAGCGAAUGGUAAUAAUUCGCCGCCCAAAAGGCGAACUCAUGAUGAGCAUCUCUCAGCUGGAAACUCGGCACUAUCACCCCCGCGAGACCAAGUGGAAGGACCGUCGAUUUAUCGAGGCUUGGAUUUUGCACGUGCCCAACUGCCAGCCGCGCUGUCGGCACGGCCUGGCAAAGGGGAGGUCAAGGGAUUCCAAGCCGUUUACGACCCCGAUUUAGACAAAACGCUGAAGGGAAAGGAAAAGAGAAGCCGUCAGGUUCAGUUCAGUCCAUUUGGCGAAGAGGAAGAUGGGGCUUCCCCAACAGACCCCCGAUUAAGAAUUUCUAACUAUACCAAAGGAGCUGCAAACAAGCACAAGAACCGCCACCGAAUCGCACCGUACUCAUUAAAAGCUUACCAGUAUGACAAGGAAACGUCGAUUGGGCCUGGACCGCCAAUUAGAAUCGUGGUGACCGGAUUUGAUCCUCUUACCCCUGUCAACCAAAUACGUCAUCUUUUCUCUAGCUUUGGAGACAUAGCAGACAUCACUAGUCACACUGAUCCGGAGAACGGUAGCUUUCUGGGUAUAUGCCUUAUUAGAUACAAGGACAGUCGGUCGCUUCGCGGCGGGCCGGCCACAUCUGCAAGCGCUGCUGCAAAGAAAGCUCACCUAGAAUGCAAAGACGGUCAGACUAGGGUUGGUCUCUGUCCUGUUUUUGCUGAACUUGAUCGUGAUGGGUCUGUGGGCCGGCGUGCACUGGCCAAGGCCAAGGAAAGACAGCGAUACAAAGAGAAAAAGGUGGAAAUGCCAAAGAAGGAAACGAGUAUGGAGAUACCGGGGCCUCCUCCAUCUGCGCCAAAAGGUCCUUCUGCGAAAUUUCCUGUGCGGCCCAACCUGCCACCACCACUAGUACCAACGACGCCAUUACCACGAUCCACUGCAAUACAACAGCCACCUUCGCAAUUCGAUGCUUCCAGAAAGGCUGCGGAAGUCGACUACCCAGGCUCGAUAGAGGAGAAGCCCAUAUUGGAUCAAAUUAAGCGCGAUCCGUAUAUCUUCAUUGCUCAUUGUUACGUGCCUGUAAUGCCUAAAACGGUACCACAUCUGAAGAAGAGACUCAAGAACGAGAAUUGGGAGCAAGUGAGGUGCGACAAGACAGGGUAUUAUGUGAUAUUCGAGAAUUCGAAACGAGGCGAGGAAGCUGCGGUCAAAUGCUACAAAGCGUAUCGUUUGCGUGAAUUGUUCACCUACAUCAUGAACAUGGAGUGUCAUGAGUUUGGAAAUCCCAAUUACGAAAGAAGCCCCACUCCUGAGAGAGCUAUUGCAGAGCAACGUGAAAAGGCAGAGCGGGAAAGGGUUCAAAGGGAGGAUGAGCUGGAUCUCGAGGAGGAAAAAAAGCAAAGAGCUAAGAACCUCGACCCCGUCAGCGAAGCGGCAGAAGUUCUCAGAACUGAGCUCCAAGUCAAGCUCAUGCAGGAUGUCCGACUCAAGCUUGCAGCACCAACUCUAUAUGACUUUCUGGAUCCUGACCGGCAUGCGGAUAAAAGACGGAGACUGAAUAUCACAGAUCCGAACGACAGGAGAGGAAGCGGUUCCAAAUUUGACAUGAGCGAAACACCGCCAAACGGUACGCCAGAUUCGAGGAGCGAUGUCUUGAUCAAUGGCCGUCGGCCCCUGGCGACUUCGACGUUGAACGUUACUACUCUGCCCAGAAUUCGGAAAGGAGUCGGUGGUAAGCGAGAGAACGUUGGUUUCACAGAUGAACGGCGUAAGCAGAAAGCUCCUAAGAAGAUGGCAGUCCGUGGACUUCACCAUCGUUUGCCCACAUUUCGAGACGAUGACGAGGAUUCGGAAGAUGAACGGCGUACUACUUUCACAAGAGAUACCGAAGAGCAGGACAGUAGGCCAGCGAGCCGGAUGAGCAUUGCGUCAGACAUGUCGGAAAACGAGAGCACCAACCCAACACCGAAGAAAACUCGCCGGCACAGUAGAGCUUCAGCAUGGAGUACGAUGCCUGACGAGGAAGAUACUGAUGAUGUCACGCCAGCUAUGACCGAUAUAGAUCAGGAGAUUUCUCGGGAUGCCAGCAAAGUUCAACAAACGUCCAAGAAGAGAAAACGACUUAUCCAGGACAUUGCUGACAAAAAGAAGCAGAAGGAAGAUGAAGAGUUAUUCGGGAUUAGCAAAGACGACGGAAAUGUCCUUGUACCUUCUUCGACAAUAGAGAUCGAUUCUUCGGUCACAGGCAUCCAGUUCUUUGAAAUGGACGGUCUAGCUGACAAUCCAUCGAAAGAUAUUAGCGAAACGCCGGACCUCGAUUCCGAGAGCAGAUUGGUAACAUCAAAACAGACAAAAGGAAAGAAGAAGAAGACCAAGAAGCAGGUCUUCGAAGAGCGAGAAGCCCUCAAGAAGCGGCAAGCCAAGGCUGAAUUUAAUGAGAUAAUGGCAAAUGCUCCGAAGAUUGGGGAAAUCCAGCCUGAAGUGGUGAUUGAACCUACAGAGCAAGCAACAGCUGAGAACGAAUGGAGUGCAACGAAGGGGGAACCUCAGCGCACGGUUGCUGAGGAUCCGAAUGUAGUGCUUGACUUGGACGGAUGGCAGCAUAAUGUCAAAGACGAAGAAGACCUACGAUACCUGCGACAAGUCCUGGCUGAUCGAUCCGAGGCAAGUCUGGGUAAUGUCUCCCUAUGGGCCUGGAAGCAAAAAGAGAUCAAGGCGCUUAAUCGUGGUGGUGAGAGGGGCGUCAUUAGAGCCGAGACCAACAUCGACGGUUAUUAUGUACCAAACUCCACAGGCUGCGCCAGGACUGAAGGGACCACGAAAAUCUUGGAGUCGGAAAAGUCCAAGUACCUGCCCCAUCGGAUCAAGGUUCAGAAAGCUCGCGAAGAACGGGAAGCCCAGGCGAAGGAUGACCCUGUUGCUGCCGCUGCGGAAGCCGUGGCGCUGGCGUUGGCGAAAACCCAAUCCAAGUCGUCCUCACGGUCGAACCGUGUCAACAAUCGUCGUCUCGUCGCCGAUAUUGCCGCCCAAAAACAGGUGCUGGCCACAUCCAAUGGCGAAGGUGACGCGAUCCGCUUCAAUCAGCUCAAGAAACGAAAGAAGCCUGUCAAAUUUGCUCGUUCUGCCAUCCACAAUUGGGGACUUUACGCAAUGGAGAACAUCGCUGCCAAUGACAUGAUCAUAGAGUACGUUGGCGAGAAGGUGCGACAGCAGGUGGCCGACAUGCGAGAACGGCAAUACUUGAAGAGCGGGAUCGGCAGCAGCUACCUUUUCAGAAUCGACGAAAAUACCGUCAUCGACGCUACGAAGCGCGGUGGCAUCGCACGUUUCAUCAAUCACAGCUGUGAUCCAAAUUGCACCGCCAAGAUCAUCAAAGUAGAAGGCAGCAAGCGAAUUGUCAUCUAUGCCCUCCGGGACAUUGGGCAAAAUGAAGAACUCACAUAUGACUACAAAUUCGAACGGGAAUGGGGCAGCGAUGAUCGAAUACCUUGUCUUUGUGGCACUGCACGUUGCAAAGGCUUUCUCAAUUGA